Molecule: messenger RNA, 1008 nt
Organism: Paramecium sonneborni
Lineage: Eukaryota; Ciliophora; Oligohymenophorea; Peniculida; Parameciidae
Source: the annotation of a GenBank genome assembly
AUGAAAAAAUUAUAAUCAUAAGAGCAAUCUCGUAGUUAUGAAGUUGAAGGGAUUAUUUACAAAACUGAUUAUGAUCAGAAUAAAAAUCCAACAUUUACAAUAUAAAAAGGGAUUUUCUUGGUAAAUUUAGAAAAAAAAAAAUUUUUAUUAGAUGGGAGUGGUGUAGAAUAUUGUGGGAAGUCAGAAAUAAUUAAACACAAUGGUAUAUUUAAAAAAGGAAAAUUAUUAAAUGAAAAUAAGAUAAAUAACAAUGAAAAUCAAAUUUUGAAUAAAAAAUAACAUUAAAUAAUUAUUAUUGAUACAGAAACUGGAGAGUAGGUUAAUUAAAAAAGAAAUAUUAGAAAGCUAACAAAUUAGGUUUUAUAGAUAUGGUGCAAAUAUAAUUAGUAAAUAUCAAUUGAUGAUAUUGCUAUUUUAGACUACAAAAGAUGGAUGACUAGUUCUAUUAUUGAUAGCUAUGUUCUUCAUCUUAAUCUAGAAGGUGAAGAAAAUUAUUUUAAAUAAAAUUAAUAAGAGAGGAAUAAAAUUAAAAGAAUAUUAUUUUUACCAAGUAGUUUAACUACAAAUUUUGGUUAUAAAUAUGAUAAUAAAAAAGCAGAAAAAUUAAUAAAAUAAGAAUUACUUGAAUAUUCAUAAAUGAAUUUAGAGAUAACAAAAAUUUAUAAAAAAAUAGGAUUACCUAUCAAUGAAAGAAAUUAUCAUUGGUAUUUUUUGCUAUUUGAUGCUGAAUCAGAAACUGUUGAAAUUUUUGACUCUACAUCAAAGUAAAAUUAUUAAAAUAAAUCUAAUGAAUAAUUAAUAACAACUUUAAGGGUUAUUUUUAAGAUAAGCAUUAAAUAAAAGAAAAUUCACGAAGAAUCAGGUUAGUAACGAGAUGGCUACUCUUGCGGAUAUCAUAUUUGUAAUUUUAUGAAGUUUUGUUUUGAGAAAUAAUUUAAUAAAAAUAUUUCCUAUAAAUAUGAUGAAUCAAAAAUGAUUAGUAUUUUAAAAAAAAUUUUAGAACAAUGA